AUGUUUCCUGUUGUGGCUGCAUCGCAGGGGCUUGGUGUGAUGCGCCACGUUCCAGACAUGGCUGUAUUGCGGCAUCAAAGCAGUCAGUCAGAUACCCCUGCACGAAGACCGCUGCAUGAACAUGACAAUUUUUUCAGCGGUGCAUCAGCCAUGUAUCUCGAAACCCUAUACCAGAGCUGGAAGGCGGACAGGAGCUCUGUGGAUCCCUCGUGGGACGCCGUCUUUGGCGCAAGGGAGAUGCAGUCGUAUGACACACCGAUUCUGAGUUCGGCUAUUCGUGUUCUGCCCACGACGUCUGAAGACACUGUGACUGUGCAGCAGUCAUUAAAGGACUGUGGUUGGCUGACGUGGAUGAUUCAGGCCUUUGAAAGUCGGGGCCACCUUGUGGCUUCCACCGAUCCCUUGGGCAAGGACGAUGACAAACUUUCUAACAGGGCUCCAUUACGCAAUGUUAAGGAAAUGCUGCGCCUUGAUCUUGCUUUCUUUGGGUUUACACCAAAUGACUAUAAUCGUGUGGUGCGGGUCGGUUUCCAGGACGAGGUGGGUGGUGUGCUGAACACCCACAGUUGUCCGAUGACGAUCAAAGAGCUACAUGAAUACCUUACCAAGAGGUUUUGUGGCAAAGUCGGUUACGAGCUGUCGCAUAUUGUGGACAAGGAUGUCUCCCGCUUCCUACGAGAAGUGGUGGAGUCGGAUGGGGCGUACAAUCCCUUGCAUCGCACUCUCACUAAAGAGGAAAAGAUGUGGGCUUGGGACCUUGUCGCUUCUUCUGUUCACUUUGAAGACUUUUUUAAACGCAAGUACUCGACGCAAAAGAGAUUUGGUGCUGAUGGGGCGGAGUCUGUUGUCCUGGGUCUGCGCGCCCUAAUGGAGGCCGCCUCCAAAAAUGGUGUGGAGAGAGUACAUAUGGCCAUGGCACAUCGUGGUCGCCUUAAUGUCCUCUACCACGUGAUUGGCAAGCCGUUCCCUGUGAUACUGAAGGAGUUCACCGGAAUCACAGGACCGGAGUUGGAGCCGUACAAGAUUCAGUCGGACGUGAAGUAUCAUCUGGGGGCGCGAUCUACCAUGAAGAUGCGUAAUGGAAAGUCCAUGAUCACCGAGCUGCUUCCCAAUCCAUCACACCUUGAGGCGGUAAACCCUGUUCUACAGGGAUACACAAGGGCAGUGCAGGAAUCAAUGGGGGAAAAUGGACCUUCCGCUGUUUUACCAGUUGAGAUUCAUGGUGACGCUGCCUUCAGUGGUCAGGGUAUUGUCUUUGAAACAAUGUGUAUCAGCGAGGUUGACGGGUACUCCACACAUGGCACUGUGCACGUGGUGGUGAAUAAUCAAAUUGGAUUCACCACGGACCCAAUUUGUUCUCGCAGUAGCGCACACUGCACAGAUUUGGGACGUGUGUUUCAAUGCCCUAUCUUACACGUGAAUGGGGACUCGCCAGAAGAUGUCGUUCGCGUAUUUCAGUUUGCUGCCGAUUUUCGGGCCAAGUUCAAAAAGUCCAUCGUCAUCGAUCUCGUCUGUUACCGACGGUUUGGUCAUAAUGAGAAUGAUGACCCGACUAUUACUCAGCCUCUCAUGUAUAACCGUAUCAAUGCAGUGGGUGAUUUGUUCAAGAGAUACUCUGAAAAUUUGGUUGCGGAGGGGAUCAUCACUUCAAAGCAGCAGACAGCAAAGUCUAUCGCAGAAAAGGAACGGUAUGGCAAGUAUCAGGCCGAGGCAUCUCAAGUGCAUUACAGCAGCGUCCUCAAGUCCAGCAUCCCCGAGAAGUGGAAAGAUAUGACGUACUCUGAUCAGUUGGGUGAUGUCAAGCUGGAGCCAACAGCUGUUUCUCUCGAACAAUUGAAACCUGUAAUUGAUGCACUUAAGGUGGUGCCAGACGGCUUUGUUGUACACCCCAAGUUGAAGUCUGUUCUGGAUCGCCGUAAUGAAACAAUUGAAAAGGGUGAGGGGAUUGAUUGGGGAGCAGCAGAGGCGUUGGCGUUUGGCUCGCUUGUAUUAGAAGGUACACAAGUACGUCUGCUUGGGGAAGAUGUGGAGCGCGGGACCUUUUCCCAACGUCAUGCCGUCUUGCAUGAUCAGAAAGUCGUUGACACGUACGUACCACUUGCACACAUCAGUAAGGAUCAAGCCCCGUUUGUUGCCAUCAAUAGCCCUCUCAGUGAGUACGGUGUGCUUGGCUUCGCUAGUGGUUUCUCCCUCUAUGACCCCAACUCUUUGGUUGUGUGGGAGGCACAAUAUGGCGACUUUGCAAACGGUGCCACCAUUAUCUUUGAUCAAUUCGUUUCUUCUGGGGAGUCCAAGUGGAACCAGCAGCAGGCCAUUGUGGUGUCACUUCCACACGGCUAUGAUGGGAGGGGCGCGGAACACAGUAGCGGACGUAUUGAACGCUUCCUGCAGGCUGUUUCAGAGGAUGUUUCUACUCCUGCGUACUCCCCGGAGGAACGUGCUCACCGUGUGAACAUGGAGGUUGUGUUCCCCAGCACACCAGCACAGUACUUCCACCUUUUGCGGCGCCACGUGCGAAGAGACUUCCGUAAACCGCUUAUUCUCUUUUUCUCCAAACAAUUUAUUCGGGCACCGAACGAAUCCACAAUGGACGAGAUCACAUCUGGGAAGUUCCGCCCUGUCAUUGAGGACGCAUCUGUGCCGCCAGAGAAGGCGCGUCGCGUUGUGCUGUGCACUGGACAGCUGUACCACAUACUCAAGGCCCACCGUAAUAUAAAUAAGAACACAGAUGUGGCUAUUGUUCGCAUUGAGGAGCUCUCACCAUUUCCUGUGGCAGAGGUGCAGAAGUUACUCGGGGACUACAGCAAAGCUGAGCUGAUGUGGGCACAAGAGGAGCCAAGAAACCAGGGUGCGUACUAUCAUGUGGGGGCACGCAUUGACUUCUACACGGGCGGGAAACGCGAGUUGAUGUACGCUGGUAGAGAUAUUAGCGCGUCACCGUCAACCGGGUACAAGAGCAUGCACGAUGCCGAGGAGCGCCACAUUUGCGAGGUGGUCUUUUCGUAG
Molecule: messenger RNA, 3006 nt
Organism: Trypanosoma rangeli
Lineage: Eukaryota; Euglenozoa; Kinetoplastea; Trypanosomatida; Trypanosomatidae
Product: putative alpha-ketoglutarate dehydrogenase complex subunit Kgd1
Exons: 1
Coding region: 1-3006 (1001 amino acids)
Biological process (GO): tricarboxylic acid cycle
Cellular component (GO): oxoglutarate dehydrogenase complex; mitochondrion
Molecular function (GO): oxoglutarate dehydrogenase (succinyl-transferring) activity; thiamine pyrophosphate binding
Source: RefSeq, a predicted model, not a curated record